Microplitis demolitor is the source of this 1777-nucleotide messenger RNA. Its product is annotated as trypsin-2-like. Lineage: Eukaryota; Metazoa; Arthropoda; Insecta; Hymenoptera; Braconidae. Gene Ontology annotation, molecular function: serine-type endopeptidase activity. The transcript has 3 exons. The coding region runs from base 957 to 1745 and encodes 262 amino acids. The record is from RefSeq and is a predicted model, not a curated record. Gene Ontology annotation, biological process: proteolysis.
AAAACUUAGCGUUCUUCAAAAAAAGUCUCUUCAAUUUCUAACAAUACCAUGUGGCUCUUUUUGGUGCACUGAUAAGCUGACCAGUUAUACAAAAUAUAUCCCACGUAAUUUAGAUGGAAAAUAGGAAAAAUCAAAUCGAAAUCUCUAAAUAUGAAUAUUGAGAGCUCAUAUAUGAUUCAAAUAUAUAGCUUCAUCUUCCUAUCACUUUCGCCCAUUUUGGUAUCUUUUAUAUUGAUUUUAUCCUACAAGAAGUACAUUAAUGUGGCAUUAUUAGUAAGCUUUUAUUAACAAAAAAUUAUAUAAUUUAUUUUCUGGAUGUUAUUAAUUAACAAAAAAUUAAAAACAUUUUCAAAUAAUCUUUAUAACAAAUCAAAAUUAUUGACUACAGCUCAUUCAAUGAUUAAACAAAGAUUUGAAGUUAAUGUCUAUUUUGCGUGCAGUAAAAAAACAGACGUUUUUUCAUACAUCGAAUCAAUCAUAAAACGUCUACUCCUUUUAUAUUUUAUUUUUACAUUACUAAUCACAACUUCUUUAUACACGCAUAUCAAAUGUUGACGAGAUAUCAAUGACUGAAAUCAACAAAUAAUUUUUUUUCUCUUUCUGUUUUAAAUGAAAUUUGUUAAAAAAUUGAAGAAAUAAGUUUUCAGGCAUUUCAUGCCUCGCUGAUCGCAUGUGUAAUUAAAGAAGGUAUAUAAAAAUUUACGUUGCCCCUAUGGAUUUUUAAGUUUACUUUAUGAAAAUCGACCAUUAAAAAAUGAAAGAUUAAUGGUUUUAAUAACUUUUCCGAAAUUCAAGUUUUCAACAGGUUUCAUAGACGUCUUAGGGUUUCCAAAAUCGUUUCUAGUCAUUUCUAAUAAAAUCAAAUUAUAAUAUCUCUACAAUGACGUGUGGGAUAACAAACUAUAUAAAUAGCAAACGUCAAAAAAUAAUCAGUAGUAAAGUUACCAGGCAUCACGAUGUUGAAACUUAUUGUCCUGUUCAUUUUUUCGGUGGUCGCAGCUGAUCCACUAAGAAAUAAUGUACUCUUGAAGCCUAACGCACGUAUAAUUGGCGGUCAAGAUGCAGUAAUAGAAGAUUUUCCAUACCAAGUGAAUUUCUUAUACAAUGGGUUUAAUAGCUGUGGGGGUGCGAUUAUCGCAAAAAACUGGGUCCUUACAACCGCAAGCUGUCCUGUUGAAUAUGGAAUGAUAGUUCAUGCGGGAAGUAAUGUAACAAACGCAGGCGGAUCUUAUCAUACAGUUGCCCGAGUUAUGAAACAUGAAGCCUUCAAAGUCAAUGUUACUGGGGUUUCAUCAAAUAAUAUUGAUCUAGUCAAAGUCUAUCAACCAUUUGUGUUCGAUAAAACUCGACAACCCAUUCCACUUUUCAACGUUAAUGAAGAAGUUGAACCCGGUACGUUAGCAACCGUAGCCGGAUGGGGCCAAAUUUCUAACGAGGAAUAUAUACUGACUUCAUAUAAUUUGAUAAGUGUUUCCGUACCAAUUGUUCCCAACGACCAAUGCGAUGAGCUACUUUAUAAAUUUGGUGGACUUUCAAAAGGUCUAAUAUGUGCGGGCUAUUUAGAAGAUGGAAAAAAUGCUUGUCAAGGCGAUGGUGGCAGUCCUUUGGUUGUCGAUGGACGCGCUGCUGGUUUGGUUUCUUGGGGAAGAGGUUGUGCGCUACCAAAUUACCCAGUAACUUAUACUAGUAUUGCUGCUUAUCGUUCUUGGAUUGACGGAAAACUACAAGCAACCUCUGAAUACUGAUUAAAUUUUGUUACCUGAUUUACUUUAUACAA